ACAGAUAGUACAAAUAGUGAAAUAUCUCUAAUAUGGGAAUCCAGGGUUUGCUGAAAUUUCUAAAAGACGCAACGAGUGAAAUUCAUAUACGAGAAUACGCAGGGAGAUGUGUUGCCGUGGAUACGUAUUGUUGGUUACACAGAGGAGCUUUUGCUUGUGCUGAUAAACUUGCAAAAGGAGAAAAAACUGAUCAAUAUGUGAAGUAUUGCAUGAAAUUUGUUGAUAUGUUGGAAUCGUAUAACGUUCGGCCGAUUCUCGUAUUUGACGGUUGUCACCUCCCCUCGAAGAAAGAAGUCGAAAAACAGAGAAGAGAGCGUCGGGAACUUUAUAUGCAAAAAGGAAAGCAGUUUUUAAGAGAAGGAAGACUGAGUGAAGCAAGAGAUGCAUUUACAAAAUGCGUCAGUGUUACUCCUCAAAUGGCACUUUCAGUUAUGAAGGUUGCGAGAGAACGAGGAAUAGACUGUAUAGUUGCACCUUAUGAAGCAGACGCACAACUUGCAUAUCUUUUAAAACAAGGUUACGCUCAAGCUGUUGUAACAGAAGAUUCGGAUUUGUUGUGUUUUGGUUGUGAGAAGGUCAUAUUAAAGAUGGAUUUGACUGGUAGAGCACAAGAAGUAUCAUUAGAUAAAUUAGAGUUGGUCAAAAAUCUUCAAGGUUUUACAAUCGAAACAUUCAGACAUAUGUGUAUUCUGUCUGGUUGUGAUUACCUACCAAGUAUUAAAGGAAUUGGAUUAGCAAAAUCUUGCAAAGCUCUGAAACUAGCAAAGAACAAAGAUAUUUAUCAAACUGUUCGUAAACUGCACCAAUAUAUCAAAGGUUUGGCACCAGUGGAACCAGAAUAUGCAAUUGGAUUUGAAAGAGCAGAUAAAACAUUUUUGUACCAACUCGUUGUUGAUCCAAAACAUCGCAAAAUUGUUCCUCUCAAUGAUUAUACACCUGACAUACAGCAGGAAGAUUUACAAUAUGCUGGACCUAUGAUGUCACAUGACCAUGCAGUCAAUAUAGCUUGGGGAAAUAUUGAUAUUAACAAUGGAAAACGUAUUGGAGAUUUUAAUGUAGAUACGUGGAUGAAAAGCAAAAGUUGGAAUGGUGAAAGUGUUAUGAGAAGAUCUAGCAUCUGGCAGAAAGAUUUUUUCAGCAAUAAUAAGCAUACUGAUUCUAUUGCUGUCAAUAGUAAAAGAGAGAAAGCCAAGCAACCAGCAAAAGUAUCUUUGAGAGGGAAGGAAGCAACCAUUGAUAUGAAGAGGUUUCUCUACUCAAGCAAGUCUAAAAAGCAAGAAGAAUUGCUGGGAGAAAAUGAUGCACUCAAAGAAGUACUCACUCAGUAUGAGGAGGAUGAUCAUGAAAAAGAGGACAAAAUUAUGAAAAAAGAAACAAAGGAUAAUCAAGAUAAAAUAAGUGCAGAUCAAACAGAAUUGCUAGAAAUGUAUAAAACCUCAAAAUCUACCAUUGUGCCUUCAAAAUCAUCGGCAUCAGGAAAGUUAUCGCGACUAAGGAUGACACAGAAUAACAAACAAAUUUCUUCAAAUUGCAUUGUGAAAAGCAGAUUUUUUGCUGCUGCCGAUAACAAUCCUUCAUUUAUUGAAGACAGUGACGAUCACUCCUCAACAAUUACUCAUGUCGAUGAAACCCCAGAGACAUCAAAUGGCAGCAUUAUACCUCAACCUACUCUAUCAGAUGAUGGAACACUUAAUGAAAUUUUACAAGAAAUUGAAACAAAAGUCAAAGUAGAAAGAAAAUCAUCACCAACAAAACAGUUAUCCAUACAUUCAAUCAAGUCACCAAAGAAGCAGAAAUAUUUGCUGGAAAAAUUACAAGAAUAUCAAAAGCAAAAUGAUCUCAGAUCUCCAUUAUUGCCAAGAAAAGUUGAGAAAAGCACAUCUGUAACGCCUUUAAAACGAAAAAAUCCAUUCGCUGUAUUGACUGAUGGUUCAGAUAAAAUAAAGUCAGAGUUUUCUAUUUACAACAAAAGGAAAGCAUCAACUUCACCUCGCGGUACUCCUGCUUGUUUAAAAAGGUUUAAAAGAAAAGUGAUACAACCUCAUAAAAUGGAGGUUGAAAUUAACAAUGAAGAUUGUAUUUCGGUUGAGGUACAGGAGAUAUUUUCUUCAAAUAAGGUAGAAAGCCAAGAAGCUAGCCAUGAAAAUAACAAUAUGGAUAAAAUCUUGUAUCUCCGAACAUCAGGAAAUGAAAAGGAUAAUUUUGAAUCUGAGUUAAAUAUGAACGAAACAAAUGAAGAUAUACCUCUCAUAGACGAUCCCGUUUUUACAAAAUCCGAAAUUCAUAAAAAUUCCGAAAAAGGAACAGGAAAACCAAAAGAUAUAGAAAAAUUGAAAUUGCAAUUAACGCCACAAAAAUUGAUUGUGUCGUUAAAAAAAUUAUCACCAGAGGAUGUAUCAUAUGAGGAUUUCAUUUCAAUUGAAAAAUACGAGAAUGAAAAUAUAUUAAAUGGGAAAAAUUCAACCUCUGUAACUACUUUACCUCAACAAUUAUCAGAACCUAUUGUUUUAUCGUCGGAUGAAGAAAAUAUACCUUAUAUUGAUGACACUCUCAAUAUGCCGAAGAAACGUCAAAGAACGGUAGGUCUGAAUAGAAAGACACCGCCACAGCCUUCAUCAGGUUUAGUCAGAUCCAAGUAUUUUGGAAGUGCAAAGGCAAGUGGGCUUCGAAAAAAAGAAUCAAUGAAGCACAAGAAACCUAAAAAGUCACCAAUGACAGAGAAGUUAAAAAAUCAACCAAAAAUCACUUCACUUUUUACGAAAACAAUCAAUCAGCCUGCAACAAAAAGACGUACAGCUCUAUCUCCGAAAGAAGAAAACGUAAUAAUCAACACCCCCGAAACUGAGGAGAGUGACGUGGAAAAAAUCAAACUAAAAAUGAUGGCAACAAGAAAACUAUUUGGUCUGAAGAUCAAGUGAAACAUUUAAUGAGUAUGAAGUUUCACUUUAAUUUAAAUCAGGGCAGAUAUUGUGAUUAGUGAACCAUUUGCAUACAUCUGCAACAUUUAAGAUUCUGGAUGAUUAUGUGCUGGCGAAUUGCUAUAUUCACCAUCACAGGAUUGUGUUGUAGCUUCGCCUGACCCUAAACAUCAGUUGCUAGCCAAGUGGGUCAACGGUGGCCCAAAACUAUAUUCCAAUUCCUGAAAUUCCAAGUGUUUCAAGUCACAAAUCUUGAAUAUUAGCAACGGAUUAGCUUCUUCCAUUUCAAAUAUGAAAUUGUAGCCAAACAAGCAUUCUGCAUAUCGUUUAGUAGUCUUACCUGUGCGAAAUAUAAAAUCGUAUCAAACUGGAGCUAGUAAUGCAAGACAAGUUGUAUCAUCAGCUUCACAGAUUGCAACGUACACAAAUAUUACCUACCGGUAGUUGCUAACACAAAAUAUAUUGAUUUUUUGAUAUCCAUUGCUCUGUAGCAAGGGUAAAGCCUGUACUUUUAUUUUAUAGAGGCUUUUUAGUAGUUGCAGACUUGCAGCAGUCACAAAUUUUCAUUAUUGGUCUGAUGACAUGUGUUGAUCGCUUCGCACAAGCUAGCUGUUAGGGCAUUGUAACGUCAUCGAUAAUGAAUUAGACUCAGAUAUAGGCUUUACAACACAAAGAAAUUGGAAUUACUCGCCCGUGACAGGUUAAACUAAAUUAAAAACUUGUUUCACAGGCCGCACAUCAUACAAAAUUGGCACUUCUCAGCAGGCUGCAGGUUGCACUCCCCUUUUCUAUAUAGUAUGAUUGUAUCAAUGAAAAUAUUAGCCAUUCGAACGCUAUUAUUUGAUCUGGUCAUUGGAAUCUGUGCUUCAAAUUCUAUUAAUAUAUGUGAGAUUCCAGAGAGAUACUUGCAAGCAUCUGUACACUGUACUAUAUCCUAAUGUAACUUUUUUGUAUUACUGAUAUUUUGAGGCAAUUUUAUUAGACUGUCUAAACCUAUUACUCUCGUUUCUUUCAGUGUUCCUUAUACAAUUUUACUAUUUUAUUCGUGCUUUUUUAUUCUAUAUUUUUAUCGAAUAAGAUCAUGGAUAUCGUUAUUGUUUUUUUUUUGUGAUCAGCAGUGGUGUAAACUGUAAAUGAUGCUCUAUCAGUGCAAAAUAAUCAAAUGUCUGCUUGACA
Styela clava is the source of this 4094-nucleotide messenger RNA. The record is from RefSeq and is a predicted model, not a curated record. Lineage: Eukaryota; Metazoa; Chordata; Ascidiacea; Stolidobranchia; Styelidae.